AUGAACCGCAGAGUGUCACUGGGCAGACGUGAAGUUAAACGGGGAGAGCCGUGGUUUGAUGACGGAAACAUUGUGCUCAUCACACAGGAAGAUCCAACUGCCUUUCGGCUCCAUCGAGGAGUGCUUGCGAGGCACUCGGAAGUAUUCAGUCAUAUGUUUGAACUCCCGCAAGUUUUGGAUUCAGAAGCAGAGUCUUUUGAAGGGUGCCAAGUCGUAUACAUAUACGACUUGCCUCUCGAACUGUCAAAUCUCUUCAAUGCCAUAUAUGACAGUCCUAAUUUUACGAACCAAGACGCGGACGGUUUUUUUUACCUGGCUGGCAUUCUACGUCUCACGACAAAAUACAUGAUUGAACAACCCCGGCAAAGCGCAAUAAAGUACCUUACACAGACGUGGUCUUCAACGCUUGAAGGACACGACAGCAUGGUCGAGAUCGCUUUAAAUUCUCAGCCAGUCAAUGGGCUCACCUACCCAUUCGUACAUCCCUUACACGUUCUUAAUCUCGCAAGGGAAACUGACAUCAAUAUUGUGGUUCCUUCUGCUCUUUAUUUCCUAUCUCUAUACUCGCUGUCUGAUAUUCUUUCUGGUGAUCAUCCAAAACUUCUGCUUGAACACCCCUCAAAACCGUCAUCUAUACUGGCACCUUCUGACAUCUUACUCUAUUCACUCAUGUAUCAACAUCGACUUCAGAUUCUGGAGGAUUUCAUUCGAGAUUUCUGUGGCAAGCGAAUCAUAACCCCAAGCUGUGGGCCCAGUAGCAUUGAUACUUGCGGGAAAGCCUUCUCACGCUUAGUUUCCCAACUGCGUCGGUCGUGGAGUUUGCGGACUGGACCCUUGCAUUUUAUGUUGCAAACUAUAAACAGAGUUUCAGCAGAUUCUGCUAUAUGUAAACGUUGUCGCUCGGAUUUUGCUCGUGAAACCUCUUUGCUUCGACAAGAAGUUUGGGACAAUUUACCCUCUGUCGUUCGCUUGCCUUCCUGGGACCGUAUAGAGUGA
Psilocybe cubensis is the source of this 996-nucleotide messenger RNA. RefSeq lists its product as uncharacterized. The record is from RefSeq and is a predicted model, not a curated record. The transcript has 4 exons. The coding region runs from base 1 to 996 and encodes 331 amino acids. Lineage: Eukaryota; Fungi; Basidiomycota; Agaricomycetes; Agaricales; Agrocybaceae. Gene Ontology annotation, molecular function: protein binding.